CAUAACAAGAGUCGUCACAGUUGUAACAAGUAAAGGAACAAACGUUACUAGGCCCAUAGUAAAACUUUGUAUUCUACCCAAGAUAGGUUAAAAUUUAGUAAUUUUAAGGUGGCAGAAUGUUGGAAAUUCGAACGAGUGACGUUUAACGCCAUCUAGGGAUAGGCAGUAGAAGUAGACUAUUCGAAAUUUGGUCACAAGGGCUAGGGGAAGGAUUGUUGGGCAUCGCUAGUGGAGCACUAUGACUGGCAGGACUACACAUGGAGAAAAUAUACAAGAAUGAGUAGCGAGAAAACCAGCAAAAGGCUUUGGAGUGGAAUUCUUUCUCAUACUGAGAACUGUCCAGCUGUGAAAUCUUUAAAAGGUCCUUGGCGGGUAGCCUAUUAAAGACACUUUUCAGCGCUCCCCGACAAGUUCUCGAGCCUUAACGGUAUUUUUGGCUCCCUUCUCACCUUUCCCCCAAAACUGAUCCACCAGCCAGUUUUACCUCCCUUUCCCUUCCUCCUUUCCUCACAAUUCCCGGAGUAGGCCGUACCCUACAAUGAUGAUCGAUCAAACUUACUGUGAAUGGAAGGCACUUUAUACACAGAAGGACGGUAGGAAGGACUGAACGGAAGAAGAACAAUCAAUGUUGAUUGCUGGCAAGCCGCCGGUAACGUAAUGACCGAUUUUGAACCCGUGAUCGAGCAGGGUCAGUAAUAGCGCACGAUCCCGGCAUACGAUAUGCAUGCAUUCUCCGAAAUUUGAAUGUGUGCAUACCUCAAACAUGUAAACCUUGAGUACCACAUCAACUGUCAGAUGUAAAACGUCAAGAGAAUAAAGCGCCAAUGUCGAUUGAAAAGCCGAACCAGAAACAUCUUGCGAUUCUUUCGCCUUCCGUAACCUAAAAGUAAGUAGUCUACAAUUCAGAAGUGGGAUACGAAGCCAAAAGUGUAUAAAGAUGCUGACGAAAGAACAGCUUUUAUGUGCCUUGGAGGUAGCAAACAUCGAAUUUCCCGCAACGGCAACCAUAGCACAGCUGCGCAAGAUGUAGGAUCAACAUGUGUGUGUGACGGAACCAAUGCAGCGUUCUCAGGAUCCGUGUAGUGACAACGCUAUAGUUCCGAACAGUGAAAACAACGAGGAAGCAGCCGCUGCUAUAAAUGGUAACCAUUGCGACGCCGGUUUUCAACGAUGAGAAGCAGAAAAGAAACCUUCUCCGAAACCGCGUGGUGAUCAUAAUUGCGAGCAACGGAGAGCAUGAGGCAGCAGCCGACGUUUUGAUGCAAGACAAAGGGCUUCCUUUCAAAGAUGGCACCCAAUGUGACGCCGAGUUUCAUCGAUGGCAAUUGUAUGCGUUACAAGAAAAGAUAAAGGAUAUGGAACAGCGGCAGGCGAAUACGAGUGGCAGACUGGUUCAUGCUGAAGAACUUAAAUAUCUAAUACCAGAGUUUUCUGAUGGGCUUGGUAUCAACCAGUGAAUUAGCACAAUUCGUUACAACAGCGAAUUAUAUGAAUGGCAAGAUCGUACGAUGCUAUCGUAUGCAAGUAGCCGAUUGACAGGAGCGGCCAGUGAAUGGUAUAAUGGGUUCCGCAACACGCUGAAAACAUUCGAUGAUUUUGCAAAUGGAAUCACAAAAGCGUUUCCUGAUCGUUGCAAUGAGGCGGUGAUCCAUAACCAAUUAGCUUCAGUCAACAAGAAAUCUACCGAAUCGUACACAAGCUAUGUCUUCAGGGUGAAUGCAUUGGGAAAGUCCGGCAACGUGAGUGAGGAGGCUAUAAUUACUUACGCCAUAAGAGGACUAUCACAUGAUCCUCUCUACGAAAGCCUUGUGGCGAAGGACUAUCGUGACAGCUACGAAUUGAUCGACAACAUUAAACGGUGUGAAACACAUUUGCUGAUGCGCAAAAAUCUCGAACGACGCAGCGUGCCUUCACAGAGCACUCAUACUCCGAGAUUCAGUGUAAAUAGACAAACGGUAACGGAACCUCCACGAUGUUACAACUGCUCAGAUUUUGGACAUCAUUCAUCACAAUGUACUAAGCCGCGCCGAGCUCCGGGUUCCUGUUUUAAAUGGGGCAGUACAUCUCAUAUCAUCCUUGCAUGUCCCGAAGCAGGGCGACGUCCACUCGUGGUAGCUGCAGUUCACGACAACGAAUACGAGACAUCUGACGUUAUCCUUCAGCUUGAUGCUCACCAAGAGCAACAAAAUUAAGUUCUCUCCAAUUCCGAGGAAUAGGCAACAUAAAUCUUCAAAAACUUGGGACAAUAAGAUUACGAGUACAAUUCCGCGAUAAAAUUAUUAUCCAUAACUUCAUUAUAUUACCGAAAAAUUACAUGUCCUUUACGAUGAGCAUUGGAAGAGAUUUAUUAUCUGAAUUUAAAAUUGUCCUUGCACAAUUGUGUAAAAAAUAUAGCGAAUCUGAAGUUAUGAACAUAAACAGAGAUAAACUUAUUGAUUCUGCCAAACCGGUAGUUGUGAACAGGCUUGAACCAUUGGGUCUUAUAAGGAGUUCGAUCAAAAAUCCCUUUUUGCAAUUUAAUCCAAAUUCCGUUUUGUCCGAUCCAAAAACUGAGAAAAAUUCGAUAUCAGAUCAAUCAGAACAAGAAGAACAAGUUACUGUUACAUUUUCCGAAAUGUGCUCCAUAGAAAUCAGCGAUGAAUCUAAUACAAUUAAUGUUGGGAACCAAUUAUCUCAAGAACAAAACGAUGCUCUGAAUGCAACAGUGGCUGCUAGUUACAAAAAUUGGCCUAAGAAACAAAUCACUACGUCUGUUAAUAAAAUGCGAAUCAGUUUAACGCAUGACACUCCUAUUUUCAUAAAACCUAGGCGCCUUUCAUUUGCCGAAAGGAACAAAGAAAAGAAAUAGUGAGAGAUCUAUUAGAGCGAAAUAUUAUAAGACCCAGCAAUUCACUAUACGCUUCUGCGCUUGUACUAGUUAGAAAGAAGAAUGGUGAAAUUCGUAAAUGCGUUGAAUACCGACCACUUAAUAAAGUAACCAUCCGUGAUCAUCACCCCCUCCCAUUAACAGAGUCGUGCCUGGAGCAUUUGAGAAACAAAAAAUAUUUUACUUUACUAGACCUAAAGAAUGGCUUCCAAAUUCCAGUUGAAUUUAAGCGUUUCAUAAACACAAUUUUAAGGAAAUUCAUUGAGUCUGAAAAAUUAGUGGGCUAUAUUGACGACAAUGCUUCUAUAAAUUUUGACAAACAUCUUCAGUUAGUGGGAGAAGUUUUACGCACUUUACGCGAAAAUGGAUAAAAUUACGACUUGAUAAAUGUAAAUUUGCUUAUAGUGAAUUGGAUUAUUUGGGGUAUAAAGCCUGUUUAUCAGGCAUAUACAUGUUAAAGCCAUACAAAAAAACCCAGUACCUCAAAACGGAAACAACUUCAAAAAUAUCUAGGUCUGUUUUCGUUUUUUCGUAGAUUUGUUCCCUAUUUUUCUAGUAUUGCAAAGCCAUUGACUAAUCUUCUUAAAAAUAAUGCUUCCUACAUUUUUGAUGAAGAAAGCAAAAAAACAUUUAAAACACUCAUAGUUGGUAGAAUCUCCGGUCUUUUCUAUAUAUGACCCAAAACGUGAAACGGAGCUUCAUUACGAUGCAAGCUCUCUGGCUUUCGGAUUCGUACUUUUGCAAAAACAGGAUGACGGUAGAUUUCAUCCUAUUUCAUACUUCUCCAAAACCACCUCUGCUGAUGAGGCUAAGUUACAUAGUUGCGAACUUGAAACGUUAACCGUCAUUUACGCUCUGAAGCGUUUCCAUGCUUAUGUACACGGUAUUCCAAAAAAGAUCGUAACACAUUGUAAUUCUCUUGUGGAAACUUUAAAAAAAGGAACGCAUCUACUAAAAUAGCUUGCUGGCCUCUCUUUUUGGAGGAUUAUGAUUAUGUUAUUCAACAUCGCCCUGAUUUAUCAAUGAGUCAUGUAGAUGCGCUAAGCCAAUUAGACCUCAAGCUGCUGCUGUGGAUGAUGUUGAUAUCGAUUUUCAACUACGUGUGGCUCAGGCAAGGGAUCCAUUCAUAAAAGCCUUAAUCAAAGAACUGGAGGUAACUGAUGUUGAAGGUUAUGAACUACAGGAUGGCGUUGUAUACAAACGUUCACCUGCAAAUAGGUUCAAAUUAUACGUACCUGCAGAGAUGAUAAUCAACCUGAUGAGAUAAAUUCACGAAAAUAUUGGACAUCUAGGAGUUGAAAAAUGUUGUACACAAAUUGAUCAUAAUUAUUGGUUUCCUAACAGAAAAACCCAAAUAACGAAUGUUAUAAAAAAUGGCCUAUAAUGUGUUUUCAAUUCUGCUCCACCUAGAACCAACAAUCGAAACCUUCAUAGCAUCCACAAGGAACUUUAUCCCUUUGACACAUUACAUAUCGACCAUUUCGGACCUCUCCCUACGUCAUCUUUGAAGAGGAAAUAUUUACUGGUGGUUGGUGGAUGCAUUUACGAAAUUUGUCAAACUAUAUCCGACAUCUUUUACGAGCACUAGAGAGGUAUGCAAUGCACUGAAACAAUAUUUUGCAUACUACAGCCGCCCAAAAAGAAUAAUCAGUGACCGUGGCUCAUGCUUUACAUCAGUUGCAUUUUGAAACUUUCUUUCGUCCCGCGGAAUUAAUCAUGUUUUGAAUGCUACUGCAUCGCCUCAGGCCAAUGGUUAAGUAGAAAGAAUUAAUCGCAUUAUACGCCCCAUAUUGAGCAAAUUGUCAAACUCUGCUGAUCAAGCAGAUUGGGUUUCUCAAAUAUUAUCGACAGAAUACGCACUUAACAACACUAUUCAAUCCUCAACACGUUUUUCUCCUUGUGUACUACUAUUUGGUGUAAAUCAACGAGACCAUAAUGUGGAUGAUUUAACCGAAUAUCUGGAUGAUAAAAACAAGACACUACCAGAUUUAGAAACAAUACGAGCAGAAGCUUCAGCAAACAUUUUAAAAUCUCAGAAAACAAACGAACAACAGCAUGCGAAAUACCAUCGUCCAGCACCGCUGUUUGACGAAGGAGAGUUUGUGGUUAUCAAAAACAUAGAUAAUAAUGUUAAUUCAAACAAAAAACUCAUUCCUAGAGAUAAAGGUCCAUACGUUAUUCAUAAACGGUUAUCAAACGACAGAUACUUUAUUCGUGAUAUUGACGGAAUUCAAAUUACUAAAAAACCUUAUGAUGGAGUGUUAGAAGCGGACAAGUUAAGGAAAUGGAUUGUGCCUCUUCAGGGUGACUGAUCACACUUCACCCUUAAAAGCCACAAUAGGUCAUAUAGAGUAAAAACAAAAUUGAGGUCUAUUUCUCAUCAGGAUGGCCGAGCUGUAGAAAGUUGAAAUUUGAAUGAGUGCAUACCUCAAACAUGUAAACCUUGAGUACCACAUCAACUUUCAGAUGUAAAACAUCAAGAGAAUAAAGCGCCAUUCCACGGCCAUCUUCCUAACAGAAAGGACGCCAAGCUCCAAACCAUUACUAACGAAUAAUUUAAAGUGACUAAAAACUAAAGACAAACAAACAACCGACCAAAAGGACAGAACAUAGAUGGACGAAACAAACGACCAGAGUUUUAUUGAGGUAAGGAAAAAAAGUGGAAAAAGCCGAACACAAGCAUGACACCUAAGCAUGGGGGGGGGGGAAUCCCCCGGGGGAGGUAGGAGCUUCGGCUCAUAUUAUAACAUAUUAGACAAAGAUAGGACAACAAACUAAAAAAACGAAAAAAACAAGGCUAAAUUUCAACGAUAUAUCAGGAAACGAAGACACAUACAUGAUAGUGGAAAGCACAACACAAGGGAAAACGCUAGCUACCUACAAUCCUUUCCUGUUUGCGAAAGCAUCGGAAAUGGCAAUUGGAGGCAAACCCUUACAAUCGAGGAGAGUUCCUUAGAGACGGAAGGAUAUUAAUUAAAGUCAAAAGCAGUACAGAAGCACAAAAACUACACAGGAUCAACUUGAACCAUGGUGAAAACCAAAUAAGUAUCAAAAUAUACGAACACGAAACCCUUAACUCAUCAAAAGGUAUAAUUAGAUGCGAUGCCUUUAAACACCUAUAAGAAGCAGAAAUAAUAGAAGGUUUAAAGGAACAAAAGGUUGCUGAAGUAACUAUAAUGAAGCGAAAAUUUUUAACGGGGAAAUCGUAAACACCAGAACAGCGAUUGUGACCUUCAAAACAACUAACCUCUCUAGAGCUAUAGAUAUUGGUUAUUACCGUGAAAGAGUCGAACAAUACAUCCCGAUGCCAAUGCGUUGUAUGAACUGCAUGAAAUUCGGACAUACGAAAAAAAGAUGCAACCGCGAAAAAAUAUGUGCGAAAUGCGGAGAGUCAUACCACGAGGAAUGCCAUAACACGGUCAAAUGUGCUGAAUGUGGAGAAGAGCACUCUGCUCUAGAUAAGAAAUGCCCUAUCUUCAUCGAUGAAUAUGAAAUUAAAAAAAUACAAACAAUUAAAAGAAUCACAAUGCGAGAGGCAAGACAAAUUAGACGAGAAACCACACCAAUGAUACCAAGAAAAUAUACGAACAGACAAUACGCCAGUGUAACAAAAGACAACUCACAAAAUUACAACAAUAUAAGAAACACAGAAAAAA
Messenger RNA from Anopheles stephensi (Asian malaria mosquito), 6522 nucleotides. RefSeq lists its product as uncharacterized. NCBI's taxonomy places the organism in Eukaryota, Metazoa, Arthropoda, Insecta, Diptera, Culicidae. Bases 1509 to 2192 code for a protein of 227 amino acids. The record is from RefSeq and is a predicted model, not a curated record. Gene Ontology annotation, molecular function: zinc ion binding; nucleic acid binding. The transcript has 2 exons.